Messenger RNA from Jaculus jaculus (lesser Egyptian jerboa), 656 nucleotides. Its product is annotated as 60S ribosomal protein L32-like. The transcript is spliced from 3 exons. Gene Ontology annotation, molecular function: structural constituent of ribosome. NCBI's taxonomy places the organism in Eukaryota, Metazoa, Chordata, Mammalia, Rodentia, Dipodidae. Gene Ontology annotation, biological process: translation. The record is from RefSeq and is a predicted model, not a curated record. Bases 1 to 648 code for a protein of 215 amino acids. Gene Ontology annotation, cellular component: cytosolic large ribosomal subunit; ribosome.
AUGGAAGAGGAAGGGUUGCUGAAUAAAGGGUACCACAUCCCCAAUCAUGAGCUGCCCUAUGACCCUCCCGAGGAUCCCAGUGCUCUGUGGCACCACAAAGUCCCCAUCUCUGGUGUCAUUGAUGGACUUGGUGGCUGCUUAAAUAAUGUCAAGAACUUGCCUUCCCCACCAACCAAAAGGACAGAUGUUUCCUCACCAAUCCGUUUGCCCAGAAUGCAGGCAGGACCCAGGCCCAGCAUCACAGCUGCCCUUAGACCUCUGGUGAAGCCCAAGAUUGCCAAAAAGAGGACCAAGAAGUUCAUCCAGCACCAGUCAGACCGAUAUGUCAAAAUUAAGCAUAACUGGCAGAAACCCAGAGGUAUUGACAACAGGGUACAGAGAAGAUUCAAAGGCCAAAAUCUGAUGCCCAACAUUGGUUAUGGGAGCAACAAGAAAACAAAGCACGUGCUGCCCAGUGGCUUUCGGAAGUUCCCGGUCCACAGCGUCAAGGAGCUGGAAGCGCUCCCCAUGUGCAGCCGAUCUCACUGUGCUGAGACUGCUCACAAGGGUUCUGCGAAGGACCGCAAAGCCAUUGUGGAAAGAGCGGCCCAGCUGGCUUUUAGAGUCACCAAUCCCAGCGCCAGGCUGCGCAGUGAAGAAAAUGAAUAAACAGCUUA